This is a messenger RNA of Physcomitrium patens, 1702 nucleotides long. RefSeq lists its product as uncharacterized. Gene Ontology annotation, cellular component: Smc5-Smc6 complex; nucleus. NCBI's taxonomy places the organism in Eukaryota, Viridiplantae, Streptophyta, Bryopsida, Funariales, Funariaceae. The record is from RefSeq and is a predicted model, not a curated record. Gene Ontology annotation, biological process: double-strand break repair via homologous recombination. Gene Ontology annotation, molecular function: ubiquitin-protein transferase activity.
UUGUUGUAACUGGGCUCUCGCGUCGCGUCGCGUCGGAGUCGUAGCGCCGAGAAAUGCAUCAAACGUGCGCACGCUUGAAGGGAAUCCGAGCUUUCCCAUCUACCUGCGGGAAGUCUCGUGGAUUUCCUACUCAACGAGCCCCGCAGCUCCAGGAAUGGUGCGGAGAUGAGCGAGAGGGCAAGAGCCGAGGAGAAGCGUUGUCGAGGUUUUGAGCGAGUGGUGAAAUCUGGGAGAGAUGGUGGCACUCGAUGAAAGGCAUCACACGUUUCUGCAGGCGCUCAUGAGGCGAGGGCCCCUGCCUGAAGAAGAAUCGAAGGGCAUGUUCAUGGAGCUGUUCGGCUGUUCGGACGACCAGUUCUUCGAUUUCCUGAAUACGGUGAACAAGGAGUUGGACUAUGUCCAGAUGGAGGUGAGAGGGAGUGCAAAUCAGCACGACGGAAUUGUGUACUAUGGUAUUGUGAACAAAUUGGCCAGUGAGGAAGCGAAACUUGGUACUCGGCUUGUACACGCACAGCUCGCCUUCUUUAAAGCCAUCUUGGAGACUAUACUGAGCGAUCCAUCUGCAAGUGGUUCCAUAUCCAGCAUGCAAGCUCUCAACCUCCGCCUUGACACUCAGAAUGAAGAACAGACACAAGCUGAAGCUAGCACCAGUCAAGCAGCUCCUCUGAAGCUCACUUUAGCGGCUAAGGAAGAAACUCUUGCGACUUUGGUAUCAGACAAGUGGUUGAGUCGGACAGAGGAUGGAAGGGUUUGUUUGGGCAUAAAGUCCUUCCUUGAGCUUCGAAGCCUGUUCAAGAAUUUUGAUGUGCCCUUUUGUGAUGUGUGCAAUGAGGCUGCUAUUAAGGCGCAGCCUUGCCAAAAUCUAGAUUGUAAUGUUCGCAUGCACUCGUAUUGUGCACCAAGAAAGUUCAGUCGGCGUCAGGUUCCUAGGAUGUGUCCUGGUUGUAGCACCGCUUGGAGAAUGCCCACAAGUGAUGACGACGAGCCGAAUAACUCCGAGGAGGGUAUCCAUGGGGAGGAAGAGGAUGGAGAGGAUGAAUUCGCAGUUCCAGCGCCUACAUCUGGAAUUUCUUCCAGACUGAGAAGACCCAGCCAGAAGCGUUCAAAAGCAAAACUGGAGAGUUCUGAUGAUGAAAACGAUAACGGCCAUGAUGAUGACGAAUCUGGUGGGAUUCCAACAGAUCGGUCGCCACCCGAGUCACAGGGGAGGAGGGUGAUCCAUUGUCGUCCGAAAAUGAGAGCCAGGCGAUAGAUUUAACAAGGAUUUGGAUUCUUCCUUUCUUUCUUUCUUUAUUAUUUUUUUCUUCAUUUUUUUUUUUUUUUUUUUUUUUUUUUUUUUUCCCUCCCAAGGGCGACCAGUCAUCUAAGGGUAUGUAUGCUUAAAUUCUUGCUGAAACUAAAGACACUUGAAACCGCAUAUCUCCAGUAGAAGUUAUCGUUAUGCAUGUACAUCAAUCAAUCAGAUGUGUUAUCCAGUUGUAGCUUUUACAGUUUCGGUUAUAGUUUUCAUGUCUAUCGAUAGGUGUUUCAAGCAUGUGAAAGGUUGAUGAAUGAUUAUACAGUGGGUCAAAAUGUGUGGCUAGGAGCUUUCAUCUUCAUGGCGGAGCCUCUUGUUUCUCUCAAAGAACAAGCCCAUGCCGAUUUGGGGGGUGGGCAAUUCAUUCAACUCUGGUGUAGAUCCAGAUUGGUUGCUUUGCACUCA